UGUUACAAGACGGGAGUCUUAAAUUUCUAAUUGGACUGAGAUUUAAGAGAAAGAAGUAGAGUGAAAGGCCGACUCCUUCUCUUGUCCUCUCUUAGUACCCCAGUCACCAACCAAAGCCCCUAUUAAAAGAGUUAAAAAAAAAAAGAGAGUAUACAACCCUUCAAGAUCUUCUUUUUUUAGUUAAUUUUUAGACUGAUAUAAGUAUAUCCUUCAGGAUCCUCUUUAUUUUUUCAUGCCUUUUUGCCCAUUGGUUGAUGUUUUAAGAGAGAGUGUUUGAUAAAGACACUAGCUUUCUAUAGUUCGUAUUGCUCUGUAAGCUUUCUUAUAUAUCUUUGAUCUAGAGGGAUUGGUUUUUUUUAUUUUGAGCUAGACUUUUGAGAUAAACCCAUUAGACCCUUUUGGAUUUCGAGUCAGAAGAUCAAAUUUUUACAUCAUGAUUUGCAGUAUCAAGCAAUCUACUAUAACCCCAACAAUCAACGGAUCUGACACUAUUUUUCGCAGAAAAAACAUGUCGGCAAUACAAAGAUCUUUGAUUCUGCCUUCACUCAAUGCCAACAAGUCAAAACCAGUUCUUUCAAUGUCAAAGCCUUUGCAUGUGUCGAAGGUCGAGUCUUUUGCGUUGUCAAGGCCUCAAAAGAGGACCUUGAUCACAUGCAAGGCUUAUGAGGCCGAUCGAUCAGAGCCAAUUGAAGCAUCUGAGGUGAAGUCAGAGGCUGCAAAAAGGGUUAAAAUUGGGAUUUAUUUUGCUACUUGGUGGGCUUUGAAUGUUGUUUUCAACAUAUACAACAAGAAGGUCUUGAAUGCUUUUCCAUAUCCAUGGUUGACCUCUACUCUUUCUCUUGCUUGCGGAUCUCUUAUGAUGAUGAUCUCGUGGGCUACAAGGAUUGCUGAGGCACCAAACACUGAUUUUGAGUUUUGGAAGAUUUUAUUCCCUGUUGCGGUGGCACAUACAAUUGGACAUGUAGCAGCAACGGUGAGCAUGUCGAAGGUUGCAGUUUCCUUUACCCAUAUUAUUAAGAGUGGUGAGCCUGCUUUCAGCGUACUGGUUUCAAGGUUCCUAUUGGGUGAGACUUUCCCUCCAUCAGUUUACAUGUCCCUUGUUCCAAUCAUUGGUGGUUGUGCACUGGCUGCUGUUACUGAGCUCAACUUCAACAUGAUUGGUUUUAUGGGGGCCAUGAUCUCCAACUUGGCUUUUGUUUUCCGCAACAUAUUUUCAAAGAGAGGCAUGAAGGGGAAGUCUGUUAGUGGGAUGAACUACUAUGCUUGUCUCUCUAUCUUGUCUCUCUUCAUCCUCACACCCUUUGCUAUCGCUGUGGAGGGACCACAGAUGUGGGCUGCAGGUUGGCAAACAGCCCUAUCCCAGAUUGGACCAAAUUUCAUAUGGUGGCUAGCAGCACAAAGUAUAUUCUAUCAUCUUUACAAUCAAGUGUCUUACAUGUCCCUGAAUGAGAUUUCUCCCUUGACCUUUAGCAUUGGAAAUACCAUGAAGCGUAUAUCUGUCAUAGUUUCAUCCAUUAUCAUUUUCCACACACCCGUCCAACCUAUCAAUGCUCUUGGCGCUGCCAUUGCUGUCCUUGGAACCUUCUUGUAUUCCCAGGCAAAGCAGUAAAUGCACCAGACAGGGCAAUUUCAAGACUUUUCGUGUAAUAUACAAGGAGAGAGAGAGCAUGUCGACAGUCGGAGGCCUUCAGCUUAGGGUAGGGGAGAGUGUCAAUAACUAUUUGUGUAUUUCGUGGAAUCAUUUCCAGAUCCAAAACUUUGUUAAAAGAAGUUUAUUAAAAUAAUAAUAACAAUGGAGGUCAUUAUAUA
Messenger RNA from Populus nigra (black poplar), 1809 nucleotides. Its product is annotated as glucose-6-phosphate/phosphate translocator 1, chloroplastic-like. NCBI's taxonomy places the organism in Eukaryota, Viridiplantae, Streptophyta, Magnoliopsida, Malpighiales, Salicaceae. Gene Ontology annotation, cellular component: membrane; Golgi apparatus. Gene Ontology annotation, molecular function: phosphoglycerate transmembrane transporter activity; triose-phosphate transmembrane transporter activity; antiporter activity. The record is from RefSeq and is a predicted model, not a curated record. Gene Ontology annotation, biological process: transmembrane transport. The transcript has 5 exons. Bases 434 to 1609 code for a protein of 391 amino acids.